AUGUCCUCCUCCGGCUCCAAGGGCCAUGAUGAUUGUCCAGAGCUCGAGGCACAGUUUUUCUACAGCUCGCCACUUCCUAUCGACGAUCCGCUCUCUGUCGUACCGACUCCAAAUGGGUCCGAAUCCAAAUCGGUCAAGCACCCUCUCCGGCCCUUCUCGGCAUACGACAAUGAUUCUCUCGAAGAGGCAUGGCGAGGUUUUGCGUCAGGGAAGGACAAUAAACAUCAGAAGAAGCUCAAUGAUUCAACAGAUGGCAAGUUGUUGAAAUUAAGAGAAAACACAUCUACCGGACAAGCUUCACAAUACGUUAUAGAUCCGCAAUCCUCAAAGGGUUCCACGCCGCAGAAAGCUUCACAGUCUGUACAAGAUCCAAAGAGCAGAAAACAUCCACAUGCCUCGACGGGAUCGGAGCAGGAGCCAGCCUCAAAAGCUGUACGAGGUUCACAGAGCAUAACCAAAUCAUACGGGUCAACAGUAUUGUCAAGGGGGGCCUUCGGAGACUCUGAUGCCGUAAAGGGUUCACCGGACGGGACAAAUCCGCAUUCGGAAGUUGAUGAAGACCGAGAGCAAAGCGACAAGUCUAUAGGUGACAUUGUCAAUAAAGAUAAAUAUGGCGCGAAUAAAAAGCACGCAAGGCUAUCCCAAGGUGAUGGUGCAGAUGAGCGCUUACCCAAGGAGCACCUGAAGGCUUCAAGUGAGUCACAAACAUCUGGACAUCGAGCGUUUCGCAAAUAUGAACCUUUAAAAGGCCAUGAAGAUUUCGAGAAGCAUCUGAAGAUUGAGCAUGGCCGUGACCAUUCAGAUCCUCACGGCUCAGAAUCUUCUUCCAUGACACCGAAGUUAUAUUUGCCUCCAGGCUCCCUCGAUGGAGAAGAUGAUGUCGGUAUAUCAGGGAAACCGUUUGUGAAGUUGCCUUCCCGUAGAUCAAGCCCCCAAAGACAGCCGUUGCGAUUUUCUAACCACGACGAUGCGGAGAGUCAAAUGCCAGUUGCAGAGUCCGCUGGCAAGUAUCCAAGCGACUUACUCGAUACUGAUGGGCCUGCUUAUGGAGAAACGGAAGAUAUGCAUGUUCACGAUUGCAAAGCGCACAAAAACACCAAAAAACAUGCAGAUGUUCCCGUGGGCAUAUCUCGUCUUCAUCUCGUCAAACUGCCUGCUUUACAUAUGCAGCCUAUAUAUUGGUCUCCUGUCCACGACGAAGCAAGCGUAACUCGUGGCACAUGGUUCUAUAAGAACACAAUGUUACCAGUUGAGCCGGCUGUUGCCAACCAGCUCGAGUCGGGUUAUAGGGAGCUUGGGUGCUGGUCUGAAACAUGGAACGAUGAGCUUAGGAGCGCGAUGGAAGUUGGAGCCGCUGGGGAGGAAAAGAUUGCUCAUCGCUUAUGGCCAAAAGAAACCGAUGCGAGAACUAGUUCGCGCAAAUCCAUGUAUCCUCACCUUUCAACUAAUCCUUACUGUGCUGCGAUAUGUUUUCAUGGAGAAGCUGCUGCUGAAGGCUCAAUUGUCCCUGGCGAGAAGUCGUCAGAGUCGAAAGUGCUAGCCAAGAAGUACAGUAAUGCCCAAGUCAUAUACAAGGAUGCACAGAAUGCUUUCAUCCUCAAGCCAAAUCUCCAGCCUUCUGCUUAUUAUGGUCGAAAACCAUUGCAAAAGAUAAUGAAGGGGGCAACCGUCGGGAUCCAUGUCGUCCGUGGAUUCGACUGGAAGAGCUGGGAGAAGAUUCAUCCUUCCAAGAAGACAGACGCAGUGACGAAGGUAGAAGAAAAUGCUCCAGUUGCCGGUGAUGCAGAUGCUGCGAGUUCGAACUUUUGCCCAGCAUGUCGAUCACAAGAGAAGCAACCCAAAGUCACUGAUCUCUGUCUUGUCGUUCAUGGAAUAGGCCAGAAGCUUUCAGAACGCAUGGAGAGCUUUCACUUCACUCAUGCUAUGAAUGCAUUCCGCCGAAGUGUUACAGCUGAGCGUGGCAAUGAUGCUGUCAAGAACGUACUCCGCAAAAGUCUAGGUGGAAUCAUGGUACUGCCAGUCAAUUGGCGGUCCAACCUUUCUUUUGAAGGGGAAGAUCCUGUCAAAGAUGACGGUGAAGACCGCCACCAAUCUGAUUUCUCUCUGAACGACAUCACACAGCCUACUAUCCCAGCAGUUCGAACUCUUAUAUCCGACGUGAUGCUAGAUAUCCCAUACUACUUGUCGCGUCACAAAUCAAAGAUGAUACAGGCUGUCAUAUCUGAAGCCAAUCGAGUUUAUCGAUUAUGGUGCAAGAAUAAUCCAGACUUCCAACGGGGAGGCCGAGUGCAUAUCAUUGCUCAUUCGCUCGGGAGUGUUAUGGCAGUCGAGAUCCUAAGCAAGCAGCCAACCUCAGUCCCGAAGGUUGACGUCCAUAGCAGGAGAAUCGACGUGAAGCAUUUCGAUUUCAAUACCACAAACCUGUUCUGUGCAGGGAGUCCGGCCGGAUUUUUCUUUUACCUGGAGAAAGCCAAGUUAUUACCACGCAGAGGUCAAGGUAAACCCGAUGCUGAGCACCGAGACGAACUGGAUAAGAAAAUUACCGGGGAAUCUGGCACUUUUGGCUGUAUGGCAGUCGACAAUGUCUACAAUAUCAUGCACUACAAUGAUCCUAUUGCCUACCGCCUCAAUGCCACUGUUGACGCACAGUACGCCUCCAGCCUAAGGAAUGCCCAGGUUCCGAGUGCAACAACCGGCUUCUUCGAGAGCAUUGGCCAUGCUAUGAGGUCAAUGAUUCCUGGUGUUUCUGCAUCGGCGGACACCUGUGUUGGUGAAGUCUCAAGGCCUGGAAACAUUGCUCGUCUUCCGUCUCAGUUGGAGCUAGAGGUCCAUGAUUUCACACGCGAGGAGAUCGCAGAGAAGAAGUUUUGUCUCUUGAAUGACAAUGGCCAAGUGGAUUGGUGUCUUAGCUCUGGUGGCGGACCUCUCGAGAUUCAGUACAUCAAUAUGCUUGGGGCGCAUAGCAGUUAUUGGAUCAGUCCUGGUUUUGUGAGGAUGAUCGUUACGGAAGUUGGAAGAGAGCCAGGUAGAAGCUCGACUCUUCCCAAUAUGAGGGCUACGAAGGUUGGCCAUAAAGCAUAA
Lachnellula hyalina is the source of this 3081-nucleotide messenger RNA. Its product is annotated as putative phospholipase. Gene Ontology annotation, molecular function: metal ion binding; glycerophospholipase activity. The transcript has 2 exons. Gene Ontology annotation, cellular component: cytoplasm. The record is from RefSeq and is a predicted model, not a curated record. The coding region runs from base 1 to 3081 and encodes 1026 amino acids. Lineage: Eukaryota; Fungi; Ascomycota; Leotiomycetes; Helotiales; Lachnaceae.